Trematosphaeria pertusa is the source of this 1111-nucleotide messenger RNA. Its product is annotated as 3-oxoacyl-reductase. The coding region runs from base 326 to 1090 and encodes 254 amino acids. The transcript is spliced from 2 exons. Lineage: Eukaryota; Fungi; Ascomycota; Dothideomycetes; Pleosporales; Trematosphaeriaceae. Gene Ontology annotation, molecular function: oxidoreductase activity. The record is from RefSeq and is a predicted model, not a curated record.
GCCUGUACAAGUUCCGAGACACUCUACGCCACUGGCCCAUAUUCGACAGCAGUUCCGGGUCGGGGUUUUAGUAAUUGCUGAUGGGGACGGCGGAAAAGGUUCGCCGAGCUGCAGGAACGGGCCUCAACUCACAAUUGGACGCAUCCCGAUCCAGCUUUAGCAUGAAGGUCAUGACCUCAGCAUAGGAUAGGUAUUUUUGCGCGUGAAGACGCGUCUUUCUCUUGUAUCGUGUCAAAAGUCAAUCAUCUUUGCUCUCCUCCGUCCACAAUCCAUCUCAAUUGCCCAUCUCCAACAGCAUCACGACUCGUCUCCCCCGCCCGCCAGCAUGCCCGUAGACUACGACCUCAAAGGCAAAGUCAUCGCCCUCACCGGCACCGCCUCAGGCAUCGGCUACGAAACCGCUUUACUCCUCGCCCGCCAAGGCGCCCACCUCUCUCUCUGCGACGUCAACGCCUCCGCCCUCCAAGAGAAAGCCACCUCAAUCUCUCAAGCCAGCACAUCAGGCAAAGUGCUCAGCACUGUCGUCGACGUCCGGCAAGACGUCGCCGUCAACGCCUGGAUAGCCAAAACGGUAGAAACGCUCGGCAAGCUCGACGGCGCUGUCAACAUGGCGGGCGUGAUCCCCAAGGUGAUCAAUAAAGAGCGAGUGGAGGACCUGAACAACGAGGACUGGCAUUUCGUGAUUGACGUCAAUCUACAUGGCGUGAUGUACUGUAUGCGGGCGCAGCUGCAGAAUAUGAAGGAGCGCGGGAGUCUUGUUAAUGCGGCGUCGAUUUGCGGAGUCAUUGGGUUCCCGAAGAAUGCGGCGUAUACGGCGUCGAAACAUGCGGUUAUUGGGCUGAGCAGGACGGCAGCGAAGGAGGUUGGGGAUCGCGAGAUCAGAGUGAACUGUAUAGCGCCCGGCCUCAUCGACGGCCCCAUGCAGCAGAAAUCCGUAGCAGCACGAGGCGGCGAGCAGGUAUGGAAGCAGCAAAUCCACAGGCGAGGCACGCCGCAAGAAGUCGCACAGUUGAUUGCGUGGCUGCUCUGCGACGACACGCAGUACAUCACAGGCACGGUACAAGUCAUAGACGGUGGAUGGGUAUGCUAGACAUUCGAGCAAUCAAUCGAC